This is a messenger RNA of Hylaeus volcanicus, 9014 nucleotides long. It is a transcript of the gene Dscam3, whose product is annotated as cell adhesion molecule Dscam2. Gene Ontology annotation, molecular function: cell-cell adhesion mediator activity. The coding region runs from base 153 to 6152 and encodes 1999 amino acids. The record is from RefSeq and is a predicted model, not a curated record. Lineage: Eukaryota; Metazoa; Arthropoda; Insecta; Hymenoptera; Colletidae. Gene Ontology annotation, biological process: axon guidance; homophilic cell-cell adhesion; dendrite self-avoidance. The transcript has 34 exons. Gene Ontology annotation, cellular component: axon; plasma membrane.
GUGGAAACUUCAGUGCGCGAUCAACUACCGACGUGCGUUUACGGUCGGAGCUCCAGCGGAAGCUGCGAGGCCUGGCUGCUGCGGGGGUGUGGAUGUUGCGGUUUGGAGAUCAACCUGGAGAUCGGGCCUGAAUGAUCAAAGUUGUCUGACGAAUGUGCCGAGAAUGCGUUGAAUUGAUUCCGUUUCGACGAAUUUUGGCUUCGGGAAUGAAUUCGACCGUGCUGCUGUUCCUCCUGACUGCGUGUAUUUUGGAACUCGUGCUCGGCCAGCAAGGACCGGUUUUUGUUCUCGAACCACCGAGCACUUUGGUCUUUUCCAAUACCACGGGCUCCCAGCUAAGCUGUUCCGCCCAUGGGAGUCCAACGCCGCACGUCACCUGGAUAACUAGUCCGGAUCAGAGAUCGGUCACGGCAGUUCCCGGACUACGACAAUUACUCGGGAAUGGCACCCUCUACUUUCCGCCGUUUCUGGCGCAGGAUUUUCGCGCCGAGGUCCACAACGCGAGAUACAGAUGCCGCGCCACCAGCUCCGUGGGAACGGUUCUCUCUCGCGAGGUCACUCUGCGUGCCGUGCUGACGGUGCCCGGCUACGACGUCAGAGUGAAUAGAUCCCCCGUGCUGGAGGGGUGCAACGCUGUUUUAUCUUGCACGGCGCGAGAAGACGUCAAAGAACACCUGACAGUCACAUCCUGGUUUCGCGACGACGCCAUUCUUUUACCUGGAAGCACGGACACCGGUGGAAGAUUCGUCGUUACUUCCCAAGGCGACCUGCACAUCAGAGCUGCCAGACCAGAAGAUGGCAGAGCCACGUACUCGUGUUUAACCCUUCACGCGCUAACCAGCGAAAGAAGAAGAAGCGAGCCCGCAACGUUAACGGUCACAGAACCAAACAGAUCCAUGGCGCCGAAGCUGAUGCAAAGAUCGCAGAUCGCCAUAUCCGCGGAAAGCGGCUCGGAUGUUCAUCUCACUUGCUCCGCCCAGGGGAGUCCACCCCCGCAAUUUACCUGGUACCGCGACGUUAACGGCCACUCGAUACCGGUGGAAUCGUUCGGGCGGAUUCAACUGUGGGGCGAUUUGAUGCAAAUCCGCCGCGUGGAUGCUCAGGACGCGGGAAGGUACAUUUGCCGGGCUAGCAAUCAGCUCGGCGAGCAACGAGCCGAAACGCACCUGUCGGUCACGUCAAAACUUAACGCGCGGAUACAACCACGCGUUCAGAUCAUCAAUUCCGGAGAGUCUGCCACUAUGAAUUGCACGGUGGAGGGUUAUCCGGUCGAAAGCGUCGAGUGGUUGCACGACGGUGUACCGGUAUUGACCGCGCAGGAUACGAGGAUCAAAUUGUUGGCUCCUCUGGUGCUCGUGGUAGGCUCGAUCGGCCGAAAGGACAAGGGGAUGUAUCAGUGCCUCGUUAGGAGCGACAAGGAAAACGCUCAAGCCACUGCGGAACUGAAACUCGGAGAUACCGUGCCAGAGCUGCAGUACACGUUCAUCGAGCAGGCACUGCGACCAGGACCACCGGUGUCCCUGAGAUGCUCCGCGACAGGAUCUCCUCCUCCAUCCUUUACUUGGCUCCUAGACGGAGAACCUCUGAGCGAAAUUGCAGCUGGGCACAGGUACGCGAUAGGACAGUACGUCGAUCAGUCCGGGGACGUGAUCAGUCAUUUGAACAUAUCGUCGGCCGGCGCCGAAGAUGGCGGCCUGUACGCCUGUGUCGCGUCCAAUACUCUGGCCACCGUCGAGCAUAAAGCGAGAUUGAACAUCUACGGACCACCGUAUAUACGAUCGAUAGGACCGGUCCGCGCGAUAGCUGGCGUCGAUACCACCAUAGCCUGUCCUUAUUCCGGAUACCCUGUCACAUCAGUCGAGUGGUCCCACGGCGGCGUUGACCUACGUUUGGAUAUAAGACAUCACGUCGACAAGGAGGGCCACCUGACGAUCUCCAAUGUAGAUCCAAACGAUGCUGGCAUUUACACCUGCAUUGUCAAGUCGAGGACAGGGGAAACAGCGAGUAGGGACAUUCGACUCACCGUUAGCAGUCCUCCAGUGAUGAGCCCAUUCAGUUUCCCAGCAAAUCUACAGGAAGGCAGCCGUGCUCAAGUCACGUGCAGCGUAACGUCCGGUGACCUCCCUAUAUACUUCUCCUGGCUGAAAGAUGGCGAACCACUGCCGUCUUCUUUACGCAUCGAAGACAGAGUGGCCGAGUUCUUCAGUCUGCUCGUUUUCAAGGAACUCUCGUCGCGUCACAGCGGCAAGUACACUUGCGUGGCAACAAAUAGCGCGGCCAAAGUAAACCACACGGCCGAACUUCUGGUCAAAGUGCCGCCGCAAUGGAUCUUCGAACCGCAAGACGUGGCCACCCUGCUCGGUAACCCGUUGAACGUUCAUUGCGAGGCGAAAGGGUUUCCACCGCCGCGAGUCACGUGGCUGCGUUCCAAGAGCCGAACUGCUAACGACUAUCAGCCACUGGUCGACGGCUCCGACGGCAGGCUGACCAUAUUGCCCAACGGAUCACUAUGGACCGCCUCGGCUGGGCCCCAGAACGAGGGUCACUAUCUCUGCCGUGCUAACAACGGGAUCGGACCUGGCCUCAGCAAAGUGAUUUACGUGUCCGUCCACGAACCGGCGAGAUUCGAGUUUCAGAGCAAAAACGUGACGAUCCGCCGAGGAGAGUCCGUGACUCUGGAUUGCACCGUCAUCGGUGACAAUCCCAUAGAAGUGCUGUGGAUGCACAACAGCGACCGUUUGGACACGAACAGCCACAGACUGAGCAUAAGCCAAAUGAAAACGGAGCACGGGCUGAAAUCGCAGUUGUCGAUAGGCAGCAGCGAUCGUCAGGAUUCCGGGGUCUAUCGGUGUACAGCUGACAACGCGUACGGGAGGAGCGAACAUCUCAUUUACCUAGCUGUUCAAGAGAGGCCGGAUCCGCCAGCCUCGUUGGAAGUCAUAGAAAUCGGCUCGCGAUCGAUACGAUUGCUGUGGAAAAGAGCUUUCGACGGAAACAGCCCGAUACGGAAUUACGUUAUUCAGUAUCGGUCCCUGAAUCACGGUUUGGCAGACGAUUGGAAUCCCGCGAAAACGCACAAUGUCACCUAUUCACCGGGAAGCUUUAAUAGCGGGAACGCGGUACAUCCGACGCAGAACGGUUUAUCCCCUUACGAAGCGACCAGCGAGGAUCAGGAAGUGGCUCUGGUGGGAGGACUUCAUCCAGCUGUCACUUACACGUUUCGCAUAUUUGCUAUAAAUUCGAUAGACGUGAGCGCGCCCACCGAUCCUGUGGUGGCGAAGACCCAAGAAGAAGCGCCGACCGAACCACCCCAAAACAUCAAAGUUCAGUCCGCUGGACCAGGAGAGCUCGUGGUCAGCUGGCAGCCACCCCCUAAAGAGUCCUGCAACGGAGAUCUAUUGGGUUACAUUGUGACGUGGUCGGAGCAUUCGUCUUCAACGUCGGGCGUGAACCAAAGCAAAAGUUUAACCGUGAACGGCUGGGCGACCACAAAGGUGCAACUUACGGGCCUUAGAAAAUUCACCAAGUACGAUAUAUCGAUCAGAGCUUUCAACAGCAUAGCCAGUGGUCCAGCCAGCGUUCCUAUUGUUGGAACUACUCAAGAAGGAGUGCCAGAAACUCCGCCAACCCAGGUGUUAUGCGUUGCUCUGUCUUCCCAAAGCGUAAAGGUGUCCUGGAGCGCACCUCCGCCCCAUCAACACGGUGGAAUCAUUCAGGGUUACAAAGUUUACUACAGGCCUGUGCCUACCGACAACAUGGACAUAUCGACGGUUGGCGAAGUGAAAAAGACAUCCAGUGUGGAAACUUAUCUGCACACUUUGUACAAAUACACGAACUACUCGAUCAGAGUACUGGCUUACACGGGAGCAGGCGACGGAGUCCUGAGCCCGCCGAUUUUUUGUACAACAGAAGAAGAUGUCCCAGGACCUCCAGCCGGUAUCAAAGCGUUGGCGUUAACGGCCGAGAGUAUAUUAGUUUCGUGGUUACCGCCCCUACAACCGAAUGGGAACGUCUCCAAGUACACGGUUUACAGCAGAGAAGCUGGCUCCAGCAACCACAACACGCACACUAUGCACGAGCCACCCACGGACACCCUCACGAUGGAACUACGAGGUCUAGUUGAGAGACAACUGUACGAGUUUUGGGUGUCGGCAACGACUGGACUAGGCGAAGGCGAAUCGACCACCAUAGUGACCCAAACUACGAAUACCAGAGCUCCAGCCAGAGUAGCGUCGUUCUCGCAACUUCUGAGAAGAGCGAUCAAAUCGUCUAUCACAUUGUCGUGUCUGGUGGUUGGGAAUCCUACACCGAGGCCUAUAUGGACCUAUCGGAACGGUCAGGUUUCCACUGGCCGACAUUACGAGCUGACUGCCGACGGUCACCUCAAUAUUCGUGGAUUAGAGCAAUCGGUGGCUGGAAAUUAUACGUGCUCGGCUAGCAACCUGUUCGGCGACGAUUCCAUAACAUACACUCUGGUUGUGGUGAUGCCGCCUAAAUCACCGACGUUGGAACUGCAAUAUACUACAACGAAUAGCAUAAGGCUUCGAUGGAGUCACCCUAACAACGGUGGUGCUACUAUUCAAGGUACACAACAGAAUCUAGGUUACGUGUUAAGUUACAAAAGGGACCAAGGUGGCUGGGAAGAAAUUGCGUUGUCGCCGGAACAGACAGAGUUCAUUUUGUCAGGGUUAAAGUGUGGUUCUUCGUAUUUGGCGCACUUGACCGCGCAUAAUCGCGUGGGAACUGGAGACCCGAGUCCUCUGAUAAGCGCCACGACCAAAGGAACUGCACCUCUGUUACCAAAAGAAAGGGACAUCAUCUCCGCCAACGGCACGACCGUGAAACUAAACCUCCUUUCUUGGCCAAGCGGCGGUUGUCCUAUCCAAUACUACACGGUGGAGUAUCGUAGACGCGUCGGCACCGAACCAUGGAUUUUAGUAGCGAGUCGCGCCACGGAAAAUCUAAUCAUAAGAGACUUGAAGACAGCGUCUUGGUACAGUUUGCGACUGACCGCUCACAACGACGCUGGAUCGACCCAGACGCAGAUGGAGUUCGCGACGACCACCCUCAGUGGCGUCAGCAUAGGUCCUCCGAACGACCUGAUCAUGGAGGACGACGUGAAGAAGGCUAUACCGAAUCAGAAGGUGCUCUACGUCGUCGUGCCUCUCGUCUGUGCCAUCGUGCUCGUCAUAUCGGCUGCUAUUUUGGGAUACGUGAUGCUGAAACGCAGCGGAAGGGCAAAUUAUUUAGGGGAGAUGCUCCCUGGACAGCAACAGAACCAGCCAUCGGGCCUGGGACUCGUUCAACAACAACAGCAUCAGCAACAUCACCACCUGUCCAGUUGCAUGUCGACAGUGCAGAAAUCUACCGCGGAACGCGAUAACAGACGGAAUCAUCAGGUCUAUACCAGUUCUCCGGUGAAACAGGAAAACCACAAGUCCAACGACCAUGGAUCGGAAAUGUACGAGAUAAGUCCUUACGCUACGUUCAGCGUUCCUGGAAGAGAAAAUCGUUCGGUGACUACAGCCACCCUCGACUACACGAUGCAGUUCAAAACGUUUGGACAUCUAGAGAACGAGGACAUAAAUACCAUCGACUACGAGAGGUCCAGCGUGGAGUUUGAAAGGUCUAAAACGCCAAGGUGGCACAAGCAACGAUACUUCCCGAGCAUCGCGGAAGCCGAGAGCAAGAUGCGCUCCAGCCGACAGGGUUCUGGGAGCGACACGUCCGGGAGUCCCUGCGGAGAAUGCGCCGGACCUAGUUACAGGGUGCCAGUGAAACCUUGCAGAGAUGUGUUUUCACGAGGCGUGGAGUCGAGUACAGAAUCCAACAACGAAGGUUCACCUUCGCUCGCGAGACGACGAAGCCGACAGCCGAGCCGGUCCACUCGCAGUUCGGUGGAGGACAUGACGUUGUUGCCGCCAAGCGGGUUUAGCGACAGCCGCGAAUUGAGCGACGUAGAAUGUGACCGUGACCGUGAUCGUGACCGUGAGCGUGACCGUGACCGUGAUCGCGACUGGCAAGGUCUGUCAGCCGGGACCCGCCACGGCGGCAGCUUGGGUAGACUGCCGAUCGAGGCCGUCGAAUCUAUGCUCGCUAGGUACCAACAAAGGAAAGAACAAGAGAGACAAGAGUUCACUAUACACGUAUGAUCGAGAUCUAGCAAUUUCAAUGGGAAUCUUGGCAGUACGAUGUAGACGGAAUAAUGAACUGUUGUCGAUUGCCUAAGCGUUUUGUAGGAUGCCAAUGGACGAAUGCGAGUCUUUGAAUACCGACGAAAUGUAAGAUCGUCCAGUGAACGUGUUAGUGCGAAAGAGCGUUUCGAUUCUAUCUGGCGACGUUUGCUCGCCAACGGUGUUCCAAGGACCAACGCACGAAGCAAUAGGACGGAAAUGAAAGUACGACGAACGCUUAGGUGUCUUAGAAUCCCGUCACCAGAAAAGAGGACGUUGCACCGCUUGAACGACUCAUCGGGAUGAGUCUGCGAGAACAGUUGGAACGCAAGGAAAACGAGUCAAUUUAGCGAUGGAUAACGAACUACACUCCAGUAUAAUCGUCUACUGUAUAAUAUUAAUCUCGCGUACCGUUAGUCACGCUGUUAUUAAAGGUUCUAUAGCAGGGCUGGGGCUACUUGUCCAACUUUUCUUCCGAUACGAACAAUAAUACUCGAAUACUCGACUAUUCAACUAAUUUAAUACCAGUCGAGCACUUGGGUAUACGAACACUGUUUCGCGCACUGAUCGAGCACCCGGAUAUUCGUGAUAAUUGAACAGCGCAACUUGGACUGCAAAUGAAACGUCUGACAAAUAGUUCCAGUCCCAUUGUAUAAUUGAUCUGGCCGCGAAGAGUAAAUCGCGAAGCGAACAUCGAGAAUGGCCGCACAAAAGACCACCCUUCGAAAAAUUUCAACAAGUGAAUACGCAUGGGAAAUCUUGAGACGUCGCUCGAUAUCGAGACAAUUUCAGCUUAGGACGAAGUGUCGCCAAUUGUAACGAUAUUCCUAAUUAUCGGCAUUAACGAGACGCGACUGCGCGUUUCGACGUUCAACUCGACUAAUUCCGUUGAUAAUCUUGUUUCGACGAUCGAACGAUCACGUCGAGGCACGCAGUCUCGAUCAGAGAAGAGGACUUGUGAUCGAGACAGAGUAUAACAGUAAGGUGUAUAUAAUAUACAUGUACGCGUCAUAUUUAGAGGGCGAACUGUUUAUCGAGAUAAUAGAGCGACCUCGAUCGUCGACUAACGCCAAAGAUAAUUUUUAAGUGUCGCGCGUUAUUUCCGAUCGCGCAACGAUGCGCGAGCCGUUUUGUAAAAUAGCCUGUAAAACAACGCCUCCCCGAGGCAAAACUCGGAUCGAUCGAUCGAGGAGGUUUUACAACGACCGAUCCACCGAGUUUCGAAAUUUGUCCGUUUAACCGGACUCGUGCUCCGUUUUCGUCGCGGCGAGAGACCGAGGCCAAUUAACUACGCUUACGCUGAUUUCUGCCAACCAAAAUUUACGGUUCUCUAAGACUAAUUAAUUCAAGGCUACCGCCUUGAUUACGAUAGGCAAACGAGGUAUCGAUCUAUCAUCGUUCGCGAUUCGAGCGUAUAUUCGGAAACGAGGGCAUACUUGGUCUAUUUUCUCGAAAACAAGAGAGAAACAAAGACUCGUCCGUGCAUUAUCGAAUCGUUUUCAAUCGAGGAUUCAUUUUUUCAUAAGAGAAUUUCUAUUUCUAUCGGAAAUAUCAAACAGACUGGAUCGCGCAUUUUAGAAACUAAACUAUACGGCACCCGGUACCGUAACGUUGCCAGGAUAUUACUGCGGUAUCGGGUGUCGUAUAGAAAACCUCUCGCAAGAAUAAUCGAUACGUGCAACAAUUAAAGGUGUUUGGGACUAAUCUGUAGGAGAUUGCCGAACUCGACUGCAUUAUAUCGAUACCCUAAUUUAAUGUUAACCGAUAAACUGCCAAAUCAGCAUUAUUUAAACUUCCUAUGAAAGUUCGCUAGAGUAUAUCUUCGAUCUCCGAAGUUCCUCCCGCGCUAACGCUACACUUAAUGAUACGUGUACUUAAUGUAUACCGAAAGUUCUUCCAAUGCUAUUUAAAUUUAUACGGAACUUUUAAUCAUCUUGCGCGUCUUGUUAUUGAGGUGCGCAACGUACGUACGCUAAGUUACGAAUUAAACGAAUAACACGUACCAAAGAGGCAAAAAGCCGCGUGGCAAAUUGAGAAUCUAGACAAAGGAUAUGCAGAGUAUGCCCUCUUACGAGAUAAUUUAUUAUACAAGGUAACUGCGUGCUUAACAUGUACAGAUACGAUGUGUAAAUUCCACGAAGAUUGAAUCUAUGCACCAAUUUAAGCACGAGAACAGCGAUCUGUAUGAUUUCUAGGAAAUUUUUGUCAUAGCCAGAAAUCGUGAUCGUAAUUAGAAGAAAUUCGGACGACAAAAUUAGGAAAAUGUUUCUUUUUUUUUUUUUUUUUUUUUCAAGCGUGCGUGUACGAAAAACGCGUGCAUGUGUGAUUGCGUGUGAUAUAUAGGAACUCGUCGCCGUACCACCGCUACAGCGAACGAGCCAACUGUUUGUACAUGAGAAUCGUGAAACUUAGACUUUAUGUAUCAUAUCCUCGUAUAAGUAUCCGUGAGCAAACUAGAUGAAUUAAUCAUCGUCCGUUAUGUUUAACAUGAAAAGAUUAAAUAAACAAACCAAUCGAAUGUCGUAUCGAAGUGUCAAACUUUCAACGGAUAUGCUAAACUCAGCUUGUUAAUAAAGAAAGACAGACAUUUAUCGCGUGUAAUAUCAUUUUGCAACCCUACACAUGAUUCCUCCUUACUUCUUGCUAAUUACAAGACCGAACGAUUCUGCGUUCUUUUGCACUCCCUGUAUCAGGAUAAAUAAAUAAGAAAUAUUUUUAGAGACGAUCACACGAACGACGCUAUUACUACCGUUCCCUUUGUUCAAUCGUUUAUUAUUUUUCUGCAAAUAAUUUAUUUUUCAUUUGAAAAAUUAUAUUUUUUGAAACGACGAAAAUCCUCUG